UCUGUAUCUAUAUAAAUCAGUCCUAUCCUUCCUUCCAAGUGCGCAGCAAAUUUAGAGAGAAUAAAUUCUCUGUCAUGGCUCUUCUCCACUCCUCACUCUGCUCUUGUUGUGCCUUUUUUCUUCUGGCUUUUACUUUUCUCCAGGCGCCGCGAGUCUAUGGAAGGGAGACGGAAAAUCGAUACGUGGUUGGUGUUCGCUCUUUGCUGCCGAGCUCAGUUUGCUCCUCACCGAGAGAUUCAAACCCGUCCAUGAUGAGAGUAGUGCACCGGCACGGCCCAUGCUCGCCGCUGAGCCCCAGCCGGAAGCCAGCCGACGUCAAACUCCUAAACCAGGACCAAGAUCGAGUCAACUGGCUCCAACGCCAGAUCUCCAUCGCCUCCAACGGCACUCGUGCCUCGCUCGCCGCAACUAUCCCCGCCAACUCCGGCGGCUCGAUCGGGACCGGCAAUUACGUCGUCAAAGUCGGUUUCGGCACCCCUAAGAACGACUUCACGGUGAUCUUCGACACCGGCAGCGACAUCACAUGGAUCCAGUGCAAGCCGUGCAGUGGUCGUAACUGCUACCCCCAACAGGAUCCACUCUUCGACCCAUCUCAAUCCUCCACCUAUUCCAAAUCCCAGUUGAAGGGCUUCUUCGGCAGCGACACCCUCACACUGACGCCCUCCGACGUGCUGCCGAAUUUCUUGUUCGGCUGCGGCGAUCAGAGCAAGGGGCUCUUCGGUAGGGCUGCCGGUCUGCUCGGUUUAGGGCGUAGACCAGUAUCGCUAGUAUCGCAGUCGUCGCCGAAGUAUGGCGGUGUCUUCUCUUACUGCAUUCCAUCCACAUCGAGCAAGCCAGGCUAUCUGACACUAGGCAGUCGUCGACUGUCGAACGUCCAGUUCACGCCGUUGCGGACAUUCUCCAAUUUGCCUUCAUUCUACUUCCUUGAUCUCGUGGCAAUCAAAGUCGGCGGUAAGCAGCUUCCAAUAUCUUCGAAGGUGUUCUCUACUGCCGGGACGGUGCUUGAUUCCGGCACAGUGAUCAGCAGAUUGCCUCCAUCGGCCUAUGCCGCCCUUCAGUCGGCAUUCCGUAAGCAGAUGACCAGGUACAAGAUGGUGCCGGCUCUGUCGAUACUGGACACAUGCUAUGAUUUCACAGGCUAUGACACGGUGUGGGUGCCGACGGUGGCGCUGAUGUUUGGAGGCGGGACUACCCUUAACGUCGACUUCUCCGGCAUACUAUACGUGCCCAACGUUUCGCAGGCGUGCCUGGCGUUCGCCCCCAAUGGCGAUGCCAAGGACUUUGGCAUCAUCGGCAACGCGCAGCAGAAGCGGUUUAAUGUGGUUUAUGACAUCGCAAAUAGAAGAAUUGGGUUUGGCGCCAACGGUUGUAAUUAAUUGGUCGAACACAAUGGUUGGGAGCAUGAUAGAUUAACUGAUUGAUCAAGCAACCAGGAGAGAAGAAAAAGAAAUUAAGAGCUCAUCGUAAGAAAACAGAACAAAAAGAGAACCGGCCUAGUGUAGGACGAAAUAGUCCCUCUACUUAAUUAUUCAAGAAAAAAAUAGCAUGAUUAUAGUCGUGCUAAUUUAUCUUUGGCAUGAUAAAAACUGGAUCUUGAUUUGAGCUCGUCCU
Messenger RNA from Phoenix dactylifera (date palm), 1611 nucleotides. The record is from RefSeq and is a predicted model, not a curated record. NCBI's taxonomy places the organism in Eukaryota, Viridiplantae, Streptophyta, Magnoliopsida, Arecales, Arecaceae.